Molecule: messenger RNA, 1119 nt
Organism: Peronospora farinosa
Lineage: Eukaryota; Oomycota; Peronosporomycetes; Peronosporales; Peronosporaceae
Source: the annotation of a GenBank genome assembly
AUGGUUGCUAAGAAGGACUUACCAUUACUACAACAUGGAAGUUAUCCUGCUACGAGUCCUACGGCCUCGUCCGUGUCAUCGUCUUACUCUCGAGUGGCCUCCGAAGAGCUCAUUGUGCCCCCUCCAGGCAGCUUCAAUUCAGUCUAUUACGGCGUCGAUGCCUUCUCACCAACACUCGUGGAUUUCUACACUGUGGAUCAAAAGCGUAUUGUCUGGUCUUCUCGUGCACACCGCAAGAUGAUGACGACGCUCUAUCGUGCAUGGCACAACAAGAAGUGGAAGAUCUACUCGCUCAGUUUCUGGGCCGGUCUUUGUGCCAUCGCGGCCUUUGCGCUCUUUAUCACGGGCGCUAUAGGCGAAGCCACGGCCCACGACGACGGCGGGUACAAGAAACCCACUCAACAAACGGACAAUCAAGUUCAUGCGUAUGUGGACCUCCCGCUGCUACUGGCUGCUGUCUUUUUCCUUGCGUACCACGCUAUUACAUACCUGGAAGUCAUCAAUUGUUGCCAUAACCUCGAAAUCUGGCUGGAGGAGUAUUUUCAUGGCACGGAACCUGUUCUGGAACGUCAGUAUGUGGGUUUCUUUCCCACUCGAAUCGACUUUUGGACUGCUAUCUUAGGCAUGCUUGGAUCGAUGCUCUAUGUCUUUGCUCGUGCGUACGUCUGGGUAAGAGCAGACAUGGAAAAUUUUGGAAUAGUGGGCGUCGAACGCGAUGACUUGAGCCUCAUCGUAGGUUACUGGGUGCCUUUCUUCGCGGGAUCGUUUUUCCUGCUACUCAGCGCCUACCUUGCACAUGUCGAAGUCGUCCACCAGUGGUUUUCGUGCCGACUUACAACGCUCGAGACUUGGGUCACGGGCUUGAACAUGAUGGCUAUGGUUGGCUUCUUCUUAUCAUCGACUCUGCAGUUUAUGGACCCUCUCUCGGUGUUGUUCUCAUUCGAGGCGUGCGUGGUGCCCUUUGCAUCGGGUUGUCUACUGGGCCUUGGAUCUAGUGUACUCAGCCUCAUGGAGCUAGAGAAUAUCCACAAACGCCACAAGCAUCCGGAAUAUGGUCUCUACGCGUCUCCUGCCGGUUAUGGGACUGCAAGUUAUGGUUCGUUCAAACAGCAAGCAUAA